AAUAUAUUUCAGAAGGCUUCGCACCAUCGCUUCCUACUUCCGUCCCUCGGAACCAGAGAAAACUAAAACUCUAGCAAAGUAAAGGGCAAGAAGUAGCACCAAAAAAUGGCGACCGGACCAAGGAUUCUCUCAAACAAAGAGGCCGACAUUCAGAUGAUGUUGGCUGCCGAAGUUCACCUCGGCACCAAAAACUGUGACUUCCAAAUGGAACGUUACGUCUUCAAGCGACGCAACGACGGAAUUUACAUCAUCAACCUUGGGAAAACAUGGGAAAAGCUUCAGAUGGCAGCCCGGGUAAUUGUUGCUAUCGAGAACCCUCAGGAUAUCAUCGUUCAAUCUGCAAGGCCAUAUGGUCAAAGGGCUGUCUUGAAGUUUGCCCAGUACACGGGGACUCAUGCAAUUGCUGGACGCCAUACUCCCGGAACAUUCACUAAUCAGCUUCAGACCUCGUUCAGUGAGCCACGUCUUUUGAUUCUUACUGAUCCAAGGACCGAUCACCAGCCAAUUAAGGAAGCAGCCCUUGGGAACAUCCCCACCAUUGCUUUUUGUGAUACUGAUUCCCCUAUGCGCUAUGUUGAUAUUGGUAUCCCUGCCAAUAACAAGGGGAAGCACAGCAUUGGUUGUUUGUUUUGGCUCUUAGCAAGGAUGGUUCUUCAAAUGCGUGGUGUCAUUGCUCCGGGACACAAGUGGGAUAUCAUGGUCGAUCUGUUUUUCUACAGAGACCCCGAGGAAGCCAAGGAAGAACAAGAAGAGGAAGUACCCGCUCUCCCAGAUUAUGGUGAUUAUACAGCCGGCGCACUUGCUGGCACAGAUUGGUCUAGUGGUCAGAUUCCCGAAGCUCAAUGGACUCCUGAGAUGACAAGUGCCAUUCCACCAGUUGCCAGUGGUUGGACUGCGGAUGCUGGAGUAACUGCUGAUGGAUGGGACUCGGCUGCCCCGCCACCAAUGGCAGCUCCUGGAGUUGAUAUAGUGCCACCGGCUCCUGCUGCUGCUCCAACUGGCUGGGAUUAGUUAAAGAACAUUUUUAUUAGAUUCACCCCUUGAAGAGCUUGGUUGUUUUAUGAAUAUUUAUGUUAUCGAUAAUGGCACAUCUUUUUUGUAGCAAUGCUUGAGUUUUAGAGAUGAUGAUGUCGGCAAUGGCAACAAAAGCAAUUUGUUUAAUUUAGUUGAUGAUGAAAUUUUUCCUUCA
Olea europaea var. sylvestris is the source of this 1189-nucleotide messenger RNA. Its product is annotated as 40S ribosomal protein SA-like. Gene Ontology annotation, molecular function: structural constituent of ribosome. NCBI's taxonomy places the organism in Eukaryota, Viridiplantae, Streptophyta, Magnoliopsida, Lamiales, Oleaceae. The coding region runs from base 106 to 1011 and encodes 301 amino acids. Gene Ontology annotation, biological process: cytoplasmic translation; ribosomal small subunit assembly. The record is from RefSeq and is a predicted model, not a curated record. Gene Ontology annotation, cellular component: 90S preribosome; ribosome; cytosolic small ribosomal subunit. The transcript has 5 exons.